ACAGACGAUAACGGAAAAAGUCUUAUCCAAAAUUUAUUAUCAUAAUAUUAGUUGAAGUAUGAUCAAAUAGCAUAGAAAAAUAGAGCAUUCUUUUCUCUAUCAGGCUUAUAUAGAAAGAAAGUUUUUUUUAAGCUUACUAUAUGGCUAUGUAACGUCGUGAUCAGAACUUUUGGUACACCCUAAGUAUGUUGAGUUAGUCUAGAUACCCUGAAAAACUCAGUCCUAUAGAUCUUAGUUCCGCUAAGUUAUUACUGAAAAACCAGUGUUUACGAUCUCACACUUUGUAGAGGAUUCUUCAGGCUACAAAAUCUAUGUGCAAAGUUUUUCCUGCACAUGCUUAGAUUUUUCAAAAAACUUGAGUUUAUUCGUUAUUAGCGACCGGAGUAACGAAAAAUUCUCUUGUAACUGAAUGAAAAGUUCAAAAUUCAAUUCUAAAAAUUACAAAUUCUUCUUGACGAUCGCGAGAUGAUAGCAAAACAGAAAGCCUUGUCUUAGGACAAGAACAGACUUUUAGGAAAACUCAUUUCGAAAAGGCAAUCUUUUCUGAGUUAUUUGCUAAUUCCGUUUUAAUUAAUUAACUAAUUAAGCUUAGUUAGGUGUAGGCUGAAAGAGCCAAUAUUUUUCCAUAUAUUUAUGGGAAAAGGAUUUGUUCAAAAAAAUAACUUUUAUAAAGAGUCAAAGUCAAAUUGAAGAUAGUCAUGUCCUGUUUUCGCUGAUUUUUGUCCGUAUAAUGUAUAAAUGUAGAGUUCUUAUCUAAUGAUCGAUUUAAUUAAAUCAAGGGCUUAGCAUGAAAAUUGUUUUCGAUAAUAUUGAAAAGGUUUUCAAAAAGACAAAGACUAUUUUGGACACAGUGUAAGUUGUCUGAUCCUACAUAUAUGUACAAGUUAUAAGAAUUGUUGCAAAAGAUUCUACUAAAUAAUUAAUGAGAUCUUCAUUGGCAUAAAUUCAAAAAAAGCUUAUUUAUCCUGGAUCUGCCCUGCUCAUUAUAAGCUAUAGGUCUUCUCAGGUAGUUUGUGUAUUGUUGUUUUUUUUUUGACAUACUAAUAUUAUAAUGAUAAAUAAGAAUCAAGGAAAAAUGAGAACUUAUGUAAGAUCAUCAUAACAAAAACGAUAAAAACAAUAAUUCCGUGUCAGAAAACAGAAUUUUUUUAUAUUUUUUUGUAACUAAAUCGAUAAAUCAUAUCUAUAAAAAUUAAUAAAUACUUUCAAAUAAUUUUCUAGAGAUUUUGGUAUUCGUGGCGUUGCUUUACGUUUAUUACAUAAACUUUUACCUAAAUUAACACAUGAACAAUUAUAUGAAAUAGCACAAAUAUUAUAUGUUGAUUGUCCAAAUGAAUAUCAAAUGUGGACACUUGAAAUUUAUAAAUGGAUGUAUGAUUAUAUAACAAAUUAUUUAACAAAAGAAAUAAAAACAUCCAUAACACCAUUAUCAGAAAUAUUUUAUCAUCAUGUUCGUGUACAAUUACUACAAUUAUUAUCAAGUAAAAAUGAUAUACGUGUUAAUUGUCGAAAUUUUUGGUGUGAUUCAAAACGUUUAAGUAUAUCAUCACAUCAUCGUCUUAUGGUAUUAGUUGAUCAAUUAUAUUCAAUUAAAACUGAAAAUGAAUAUUUAAAUUAUUGUACAAAUUUUCUUCUUGAACGUACACCACAUAAUCCUGAUUAUAAUCAUCUUAUAUUUGAAAAUCCACUUGAUAAAUGUUUAUUUCAAGAAUUUCCCUUAGCAUGUAAUUGGCGUCAACGUCAUCAUACAUAUAUGACACCUUUAUUUACAUUACAAUCACAAUCCAUCAUUGAUCCAUCAAUAUCAACAACAACAAAUUUAAUAACUAUGGAUCCUAUUCAAUUUAUACAAACAUUAAGUGACAAUAAUAAUAAUAAUAAUGCAGAUCAACAAC
This is a messenger RNA of Rotaria sp. Silwood2, 1895 nucleotides long. NCBI's taxonomy places the organism in Eukaryota, Metazoa, Rotifera, Eurotatoria, Philodinida, Philodinidae. The record is from the annotation of a GenBank genome assembly.